AUGGGUUGGUUUCCUUCCAUAUUCGGGUCGGACAAACCGUCUGAUCCUUUAAGCAAACUCGAUCCCAAGCUUCGCGAAUUCCUCGAGAAAGAAUCUCCCGUAAAAUAUACCCUGAAUCGGUCACCAACGUCGACUUCAGCUACACCUGAAAGACAAACAGACGAAUCGCAGAAGACAGAUAAAACAGAGCCUGCGCAUGAUAAAACAGCCGUACCAUCAGAGAGUUUAUACCAAGAUGGCCGAUACGCACACUUAUGGAAGAACUACCGGCCGUUGGCGCAAAUCGAAGCCGAAGCAGCAAGCGACCACGACAAGCUCAUGGAUGUCCUAGAAGGUUUCAAAGAGCGCAAAGCUGCUAUUGGCCGCGCAGCAUUGGAAAAUUGCGCCAUCCAACAGGAGGAGUGGGUAAAUUGUAUGAAGAACGGCAGCUGGGAGGACCAGCUACAAAUGUGUCGGAGUCAACGAUUCCUCAGAGCCCUAGGAUACGGGUCAGUAGCCGGCCGGCCUUCCCAGGUCGACGAAGACAUACAAAUGCACGCCGACACCUUGUACGACAGAAUGAUCACACACGAAGCCGCCGUCGAGCAAGCAGAGAAGGACGGAACACCCAUUCCCAUAUUCGACCCUGCCCUGCCAAAGGCCAGCGCGACAAAGGUCGUGCCGACACAAGAACUGGAGAAAACGUGGAAGGAGAAGCUGGACAAGUUACCAGAGGAUGAGAGAGUGGUGGAGGAGGCUGCGCUGAGGGCAGAUUUGCAGGCCAAGUCUGACGUAGCCAAGAAUGUCAAGCAGAUAUGGGCAACGCAAAAGGAAGAGAGGGAGGCGAGAAGGGCGGACGGGCAGGCUACGUUUGGGGAUACCCUCUCUGCGAUUUUCGGAAGAGGUGGGGGGGAGAAAUAA
Metarhizium acridum CQMa 102 is the source of this 900-nucleotide messenger RNA. Lineage: Eukaryota; Fungi; Ascomycota; Sordariomycetes; Hypocreales; Clavicipitaceae. The record is from RefSeq and is a predicted model, not a curated record.